This is a messenger RNA of Aspergillus heteromorphus CBS 117.55, 1336 nucleotides long. RefSeq names its product aldo/keto reductase. NCBI's taxonomy places the organism in Eukaryota, Fungi, Ascomycota, Eurotiomycetes, Eurotiales, Aspergillaceae. Gene Ontology annotation, molecular function: oxidoreductase activity, acting on NAD(P)H as acceptor. The coding region runs from base 189 to 1040 and encodes 283 amino acids. The record is from RefSeq and is a predicted model, not a curated record. The transcript has 2 exons.
GGAUUUUGUCAUCAGCCCAAGAUACUAAGGGCUUAAAAGAAAAACAGGUCUGGUGCUUUAAAAGGAACCCUCUAAUAAAUUCUGCUCAAAGACCGUGAAAGUCCAGGUCAUCUACACCUUAUCCCCGAGAUAUCAACAUUACAACCCGCCAUUAUUGAAACCCUCAACCAGAUAUCACAGCUGUCAAAAUGACUUCCCUAACCCCUAGCAUCCCACUGAACAACGGAACCUCAAUCCCUAUUCUCGCCUACGGCACCGCGCACGGCCGCAAAAAGCCCAGUCGCACAUCCUUCAGCCGCGAAAUAGUCGAGACAUUCAAAUUGGCCAUCCAACUAGGCUACCGGCACUUCGACUGCGCAGAAGGCUACGGCACCGAGCCCGAGCUCGGGGCCGCGAUCAAGGAAAGCGGGGUGUCGCGAUCAGAGUUCUUCAUCACCACCAAGAUUGGCGAGAGCAUCGCCGACGUCCCCGGCGGGCUGGACCGCAGCCUGGAGCGGCUGCAGCUAGACUACGUCGAUCUAUACCUGAUCCACAAGCCGUUUUUCGCGCGAGAUGAUGAGGAGUUGCAGAAGGCGUGGGCGGGGUUGGAGGAGGUGUACAGAGCGGGGAAGACGAAGGCGAUCGGGGUGUCGAAUUACGAAACCAAUCAUCUAGAGGCUACACUGAAGACGGCGACCAUGACGCCGGUGAUUAACCAGGUGGAGUUUCAUCCGUACGCUCAGCAUGUGGAGCUGGUGGGAUACUUGAGGGAGAAGGGUAUUCGGGUGACGAGUUAUAGUGCCUUGACGCCGAUCACGAGGGCUCCGGGGGGGCCGGUGGAUGGGCUGGUGGGGGAGCUGGCGCGGAAGUACGGGGUGAGUGAGAGCGAGGUUUUGUUGCGGUGGGCGGUACAGCGCGGGGAUGUGGUGGUCACGACGAGUAGCAGUGAGGAGAGACUUAGAGGGUAUCAGAGGGUGUUCGAUUUGGAGCUUACUACGGAGGAGGUGGAGUUGCUGGCUGAACAGGGGUUGGAGAAGAAGGAUUGGGUGAGGAGGAGGUGAGGGGGUUGUUUGAGGGGUGGGUGGACAAUAUCACUUUGGAAAGGGCUCGGGUUUCUGAUAUUUUCGCUCAAGUAGACAAUUUCGCUACUGUUUCUUGACCUUGGUCGGCGGAUUUGGGUUGCAGAUAUCAGUUCAAGGCAAGUUCAGGAUGCACAGCUAUCUUUCCUCUCUAGGACUAUCGCUUGAGUAUAAGAAGGAACACAUUUAGAAGGCAUUGAACAUACAAGCAAGAAUCAAUUGGAACUGUACUGAGCCCUGAUUUUGUUGACAGGAUGUACCAUCCAGCGCCCGAAAUA